CCAUUUCUCCAAUAGCUUUCAUAUCUCUAUUUUUCCUUUUAUUUUAUCAAUUUUUAUUCACAAAAAUGGCUCCACAAAUCAGACAAUUACUAGUAUUAUUCCUUACUUCUUUUUCUUUAUUCUCACGUUACAAUGCUUUCAAGGAAGACCAAAAUCAUUAUUUUGAAGAAGAAAUGGGUGAUGCCUAUGAUCCACGAGCUUACCCUUGGUAUUACGGGAAGCUUGACGAUUCGAUGAUGGUGUCAAGCUUCCAACGGUACACCGUCGCUUCGGCUUUAACCGGAACUGUUGUUGAUGUCGAUGGUUUCGGUGCAACCGGUGAUAAGACUCAUGAUACCGAGGCAUUCGAGAAAGCUUGGACGAAAGCUUGCUCGUCUAAAGGUGCUGUUGUUCUACUUGUUCCUAAAGGGAAGAACUAUGUUCUUAAGCCUAUUAGAUUCUCAGGUCCCUGCAAGUCUAAUCUUACUAUACGGAUGUAUGGGAACAUAGUGGCAUCGGAUGAUAGAUCGGAUUACAAGAAAGAUAGCAGACACUGGCUUGUGUUUGAUAGAGUUGAUAAUUUGUUGGUCGAAGGUGGUGGAGGGAAGAUUAAUGGCAAUGGGAAGAUUUGGUGGCAAAAUUCAUGCAAAAUUAACAAAAAUCUCCCAUGCAAGGGUGCUCCAACGGCUCUCACCUUCUACAAGAGCAAGAACUUGGUAGUUCGGAACUUGAACAUUCAAAAUGCUCAACAAAUCCAUGUUUCUUUCGAAAGAUGCACCGACGUUCGAGCAUCCAGUUUCAAGAUAACAUCCCCGGAGGAAAGCCCGAACACCGAUGGGAUUCAUAUCACGAAUACGCAGAACAUCCAAGUCACAAGCUCCGUCAUAGGAACCGGUGAUGAUUGCGUAUCCAUUGUAAACGGAUCCAAUAAUGUGCAAGCUACCGACAUAACCUGCGGUCCGGGUCAUGGAAUUAGUAUUGGAAGCUUAGGAUCUAAAAAUUCAAAGGCCUUUGUCUCCGGUGUGACUGUUGAUGGAGCUAAACUUUCAGGGACAACAAAUGGAGUUAGGAUCAAGACAUGGCAGGGAGGGUCAGGAACAGCAAGCAACAUCAAAUUCCAAAACAUUGAGAUGAACAAUGUGAAGAACCCAAUCAUCAUAGACCAGAACUACUGUGAUCAAAGUAAACCAUGCAGUGAACAGAACUCAGCAGUUCAGGUUAAAGAUGUGGUGUACGAAAACAUCAAAGGGACCAGUUCUUCUGAAGUUGCAAUCAAAUUCGAUUGCAGCAAGAUUCAUCCCUGCCAAGGGAUUGUGCUUCAAAAUGUGAACUUGCAGUACCAAGACAAUGGAGCAGCCAAAGCUGUCUGCAACAAUGUCAAAUUGAAGGAAGGGGAUACUGUUCCAAAAUGCCCGUGAAGCCUUUACAUCUAAAAGUAUUUACAUACACAUACAAAUACACAUAUACGAAUACAUAUACGGAUACAGAUACGGAUA
Hibiscus syriacus is the source of this 1475-nucleotide messenger RNA. Its product is annotated as polygalacturonase-like. The record is from RefSeq and is a predicted model, not a curated record. NCBI's taxonomy places the organism in Eukaryota, Viridiplantae, Streptophyta, Magnoliopsida, Malvales, Malvaceae. The coding region runs from base 66 to 1397 and encodes 443 amino acids. Gene Ontology annotation, molecular function: polygalacturonase activity. The transcript is spliced from 8 exons. Gene Ontology annotation, biological process: fruit dehiscence; pectin catabolic process; anther dehiscence.